AUGGGGCUGCUACUUCUUCAAGCCAUGGGAGUCUAUUGUUUGCAUCACAAUUCAAGGAUACCUUUUGAAAGUGCAAUAAGGGUAUUCGACGAUGAAGCCAUGGGAUCGUAUCCAUGGGGUCGCACUGCAUACGAAGUUCUCAUUGACUCUAUUAAAACGUUGGCACCAGAAGGAGGGUCAUACACAAUAAGCGGCAUGACCGUUGCGUUAUUGAUUUGGGCGUAUGAAUCCGUCGCCUGCUUCCGUGAGAAUUUUGGGAGAGUGAUUGAUUCACGGUUGGAAGCUUACAAGUUAGACCGGAACAGACCAUUGAUGGACCAAAAGACCAUUGAUGACAGGGUGAAAGCUUUACUGGAGGAGCGUCUGAAAGUUCUGGGAGUUGGGAAAAUUCCCGAAAACAAUGAUAACCCCUCUCCACCAUCAGCAGAUAAAUCUUUAUCGUUGGCAUCACCGCUGGUUCAAACGCAGCAGAAGUCUGUCAAUAGUCCAGCGUUAGCUGCGACUCCUGGUAAGGUUUUUGGACCGAAAAAGAAUUUGGCCAAGGAGCUUGAUAAGGAAUCAGGGGUCAAAAGGACUUUGGCUGAGGAGUUUGGUAAUGUCGCUAAAGCUACUGAUCUUGAUAGUCAACAUCUUGAUUUCGUAGUAGUUUCUCCUGCAAAGGCUACUAAGGAUGAUAAGGAUGCUAAGGUUCUAGCCUAUGGACGCGGCUGUAGGGGCAGGCGUACUGUUAAGGAUGAGGAUGCCGCUGAUAAGAAAAAAGUAGCACUGGCAGAUGAUGCGUUGAAGAGGAAGGAGAAGGCUGAGGUUGAGUUAAAGAAGAAGCAAGAGGCUGAGCUAAAGAAGCAAAAACAGGCUGAGUCAAAGAACAAAAAGGUGACUCCACCGCGUUCUGGUGUAACAAGAUGCAAGGUACAAAAAUCUGGAGAGGACAGUGUAUUUGCUGAUGUGACUGACGCACUUGUUGCAGAAGAGAACGAAUUCGCGCCAGAGUCUGACGUUGAGAGAUCUGAAGUGGUUAUAUCUGCCGUAAUUAAGGAAUAUCGGGAGAAAAGUGUUCGGUUAUCUCCAAAAGGGUUUUCAAUGACGACAGUUUCUUCACCAGGAGUUUUUCCGUACGUAGGAGAGAAUGGAACGACGUGCAUGAGGAAGAAUGUUACUCCUUCAUCAGUAAUAUAUGACCCUCUAGCACCUGUUGAUCUGGUGCUAUUCGAAAAACUGAUGCAACACAUUAAGGGAAUUCCACCCAAACCACCAGCACCAGCAGAUAAACCAGCAGUCCUCUCAGCUGAUCAUGAGAGUGACUUCUACAGCAUACUCAUCCAUGAAAGACCGUGA
Messenger RNA from Brassica oleracea var. oleracea, 1335 nucleotides. RefSeq lists its product as uncharacterized. The record is from RefSeq and is a predicted model, not a curated record. Lineage: Eukaryota; Viridiplantae; Streptophyta; Magnoliopsida; Brassicales; Brassicaceae. The coding region runs from base 1 to 1335 and encodes 444 amino acids. The transcript has 3 exons.